Triticum dicoccoides is the source of this 1310-nucleotide messenger RNA. Its product is annotated as protein TIFY 10b-like. Gene Ontology annotation, cellular component: nucleus. NCBI's taxonomy places the organism in Eukaryota, Viridiplantae, Streptophyta, Magnoliopsida, Poales, Poaceae. Gene Ontology annotation, biological process: response to wounding; regulation of jasmonic acid mediated signaling pathway; regulation of defense response. Bases 256 to 951 code for a protein of 231 amino acids. The transcript is spliced from 5 exons. The record is from RefSeq and is a predicted model, not a curated record.
ACCGCGGGGGCGAGAUUUCAGUUUGCCAAGCCAGAAACCGCGUCCUCCCUUAUAAACGCGCACGACGCGUACGCACACGGCACACUACCAUCCCGCACCGCACGACAGACAGCACGAGGAAGGCGAGCCAACCACCACCGCCGCGAGACUAGCACCACGAGCGAGCUCGGCCGAUUCCGAUUCCGUCUGCGCUAUUAAGGUUUGUUUGGAGGAAGGGGAGGAGGUUCGGAGGUGGAGCUGAGAGAGAGACCGGAGAUGGCGGCUUCCGCGAGGCAGGGGGAGAGGGCGACCAGCUUCGCCAUGGCCUGCAGCCUGCUCAGCCGCUACGUCCGCCAGAACGGCGCCGCCGCGGCCGAGCUCGGCCUCGGAAUCAACAAGGGUGAGGCCGAGGCUCACAGGACGGCGGACACCAAGAGCCCUUUGCCUGGGGCGGAGGGCGAGGAGGCCGGCAGGAAGAAGGAGACCAUGGAGCUCUUCCCGCAGAGCGCCGGCCUGCAGGACGCCGCCGCCCCUGACGCUACUAGGGAGGAAGACAAGAGCCAGCUGACCAUCUUCUAUGGUGGGAAGGUGCUCGUGUUCAACGAUUUCCCAGCCGACAAGGCCAAGGGCCUGAUGCAGUUGGCUGGCAAGGGCAGCCCGGUUGCUCAGAACGUCUCUGCGACCACAACUGCUGCAGACACCGCCAAGGUCCAGACGGCCGUGCUGGCCCCGGCAAGUAGUUUGCCUAGUGAUCCGGUUGUUGCUCCUAAGUCUGCUCGUCCGAAUGCUUCUGAUCUGCCAAUUGCUAGAAAGGCGUCACUUCACCGAUUCCUUGAGAAGAGAAAGGAUCGUCUGCAUGCAAAGGCACCAUAUCAAGCUUCUCCUUCUGAUGCAACACCAGUCAAGAAGGAGUUUGAGAACCAGCCAUGGCUUGGACUGGGGCCGAAUGCCGCCCUGAAGCCAAACCAAUAAGGCGGCAUGACAGGAGCCUUAUGCCCUUACCAGAAACAUCUGAAAUGUGCUUUGUCCUAGCGUUUUGUUUAGGUUAUGGUUCUGUGUUAUUCGCCUCCAUAGUUCCGAUGUAAAGAGAAGUAGCAAAUGAUGAUGACCGGUGCCCGAAGCCCGAGAGAAGUUUUGGCAUGUUAACACAUGGUGAUAUUGAGUUGGCCAUGCUAAGGAAAAAAAGUUAGUGCAAAGAAACAUAUUUGUAUCCUAUAUGUAAACUCUGAUCAUUCCGUAUUGUCAUUGAGUUUUAUCCUUGAUUUGUAAAAGCAAGUGAUUGUAAUGGAUUCAUAUUAUGUUUGUAUUCCCAUAUGGCUCUUAUGUUUACA